Molecule: messenger RNA, 1384 nt
Organism: Papaver somniferum (opium poppy)
Lineage: Eukaryota; Viridiplantae; Streptophyta; Magnoliopsida; Ranunculales; Papaveraceae
Product: probable UDP-3-O-acyl-N-acetylglucosamine deacetylase 2, mitochondrial
Exons: 6
Coding region: 50-997 (315 amino acids)
Biological process (GO): lipid A biosynthetic process
Source: RefSeq, a predicted model, not a curated record
CAAUUUUCCUCCAGUAUAAUCGGCAUCUCUCUGGAGUCUGGACACAGCAAUGAAUCGCUUAAAGCAAGCCCUUGGAGCUUCAUCUUCUUCAAUUUCAUGGAAACCUACUGGAAAACUUCAACAAACAAUAUCUUCAAAGAUUGAGAAAUCAGGGAAGACACUUCAUUCAGGUGAUACUUCAACUGUAAAAUUACUUCCAGCUUUAGCAGGAGAAGGUAGAUACUUCGUAUAUGGUGAUACGAAAAUUCCAGCAAAAAUUGAUUUCACUAAAGAUUCACCUCUUUGUACAACACUCUCAAGAAAUGGAAUUAGAGUUAGAACUGUUGAACAUUUGCUUUCUUCCCUAGAAGCUCUCAAUGUUGAUAAUUGCAGAAUUGAAGUCACUGGGGCUGAUGAGGUUCCUUUGUUAGAUGGGUCUGCUAAGGAAUGGGUUGAAGCAGUAGAGAAAACUGGUUUAUCUGUUUGUAAAGAUGACAGUGGUAAUACUAAGGAGAAAUUGGCACCUAUUAUAAAUGAACCUGUUCAUGUCUGGAGGAAUGAUUCUUUUAUUGCGGCAUUUCCUUCUCCGAAAAGUUGUAUUAGCUAUGGGAUUAAUUUUCCUCAGGUACAGGCUAUUGGAUGUCAGUGGGUAUCUUCAGUUAACAUGGAUGAUGAAUCUUUCUAUGUGAAGGAAAUUGCUUCUGCAAGAACGUUCUGCGUUUAUGAAGAGGUGGAAAGAUUACGUGAAGCUGGACUCAUUAAAGGGGGAUCAGCUGAAAACGCCAUAGUUUGUAGUGUAAGUGAAGGUUGGUUGAAUCCACCUUUGCGCUUCAGUGAUGAGCCUUGCCGGCACAAGGUGUUAGAUCUGGUGGGGGACCUAUCUCUUCUUGCAGAGGAUGGUAAUCAAGGUUUUCCUGUUGGACAUAUUGUUGCUUAUAAGGGAGGUCAUUCUCUACACUUGGAAUUUGUUCGCCGUUUGAUGGGUAUUUCAUUAGAGGAAGUCUCCACCAGAUGCUGAACUGACAUAGCAGGCCUAAGGGUGCACACGGUACGGUUCGGCUCGGUUCUUGCCGAGACCGAGUACCUGUACCUUACACCCUUCGGUACCAAAAAAAUGGACCGGUCCCGGUACCGAGUACCUCGGUUCCGGUUCCAUUUUGGACCGGCCGGUUCCGGUCGGUACCGGUACCGGUUCCGGUUCCAUUUCAGGGGAAAAAAAAAAAAAAGAAGAAAACCAUCUGCUUAAAGAAUCUCACAAACCUGCACAUUCUCCUUUCCCAAGUGGAAUAAGCCCAUUUGUGUAUCCUUGAGACAAGUCUCUUGUGUUCCUUAGAUGUGAAACUCCAAAAAUCUGACCUUGCUCACUGUACGUACAUUAGAAAAGAAUAUUAAAGUCUUUUUACAA